Molecule: messenger RNA, 2218 nt
Organism: Talpa occidentalis (Iberian mole)
Lineage: Eukaryota; Metazoa; Chordata; Mammalia; Eulipotyphla; Talpidae
Gene: HHIP
Product: hedgehog interacting protein
Exons: 13
Coding region: 33-2135 (700 amino acids)
Source: RefSeq, a predicted model, not a curated record
GCGCGCCCAGCCCCUGCCGCGCCGGGCAGACGAUGCUGAAGAUGCUGUCGUUCAAGCUGCUGCUGCUGGCCGUGGCGCUGGGCUUCUUUGAAGGAGAUGCUAAGUUUGGGGAAAAGGGUGAAGGGAGCGCAGCGAGGAGGAGAAGGUGCCUGAAUGGGAACCCCCCGAAGCGCCUGAAAAGGAGGGACAGGCGCAUGAUGUCCCAGCUGGAGCUGCUGAGCGGGGGAGAGCUGGCGUGCGGAGGCUUCUACCCGCGGCUGUCCUGCUGCCUGCGGAGUGACAGCCCGGGGCCGGGGCGCCUGGAUCCCAAGAUCUUUUCUGUCACCAACAACACAGAAUGUGGGAAGUUACUGGAGGAAAUCAAGUGUGCACUUUGCUCGCCUCAUUCCCAAAGCCUGUUCCACUCCCCUGAGAGAGAAGCCUUGGAAAGAGACCUUGUACUCCCCCUGCUCUGUAAAGACUAUUGCAAAGAAUUCUUUUAUACUUGCCGCGGACAUAUUCCAGGUUUCCUUCAAACUACUGCUGAGGAGUUUUGCUUUUAUUAUGCAAGAAAAGAUGGUGGGUUGUGCUUUCCGGAUUUUCCAAGAAAACAAAUUAGAGGGCCAGCCUCGAACUACCUGGACCAGAUGGAGGAGUACGACAAAGUAGAAGACAUCACCAGAAAGCACAAACACAACUGCUUCUGUGUUCAGGAGGUUGUAAGUGGACUGCGCCAGCCUGUUGGGGCCGUGCACAGUGGGGACGGCUCGCACCGGCUGUUCAUUCUGGAAAAGGAGGGUUUCGUGAAGAUACUCACCCCCGAAGGAGAAAUUUUCAAGGAGCCUUAUUUGGACAUUCACAAACUUGUUCAGAGUGGAAUAAAGGGAGGAGAUGAAAGAGGACUGUUAAGCCUUGCAUUCCAUCCCAAUUACAAGAAAAAUGGAAAGCUGUAUGUGUCUUACACCACCAACCAGGAACGGUGGGCGAUCGGCCCCCACGACCACAUUCUUCGAGUGGUGGAGUACACCGUCUCCAGAAAAAACCCUCAUCAAGUGGAUCUGAGGACGGCCAGGGUAUUUCUUGAAGUAGCUGAGCUGCACAGGAAGCACUUGGGGGGACAGCUGCUCUUCGGCCCCGACGGCUUCCUCUACAUCAUCCUUGGUGACGGCAUGAUCACGCUGGAUGACAUGGAAGAGAUGGAUGGGCUGAGUGACUUCACAGGCUCGGUGCUUCGGCUGGAUGUGGACGCGGACACGUGCAACGUGCCUUACUCCAUCCCAAGGAGCAACCCGCACUUCAACAGCACCAAUCAGCCCCCCGAGGUGUUUGCCCACGGCCUCCAUGAUCCAGGCAGAUGUGCUGUGGACCGACAUCCCACCGAUAUAAACAUCAACCUAACAAUACUCUGUUCAGACUCCAAUGGAAAGAACAGAUCAUCAGCCAGAAUCCUACAGAUAAUAAAGGGAAAAGACUAUGAAAGUGAGCCCUCACUUUUAGAGUUCAAGCCAUUCAGUAACGGCCCUUUGGUUGGUGGAUUUGUUUACCGAGGCUGCCAGUCUGAGAGACUGUAUGGAAGUUAUGUGUUUGGAGACCGUAACGGGAAUUUCUUAACUCUCCAGCAAAGUCCUGUGAGCAAGCAAUGGCAAGAAAAGCCACUGUGUCUGGGCAGCGGUGGCUCUUGUAGAGGUUACUUUUCAGGCCACAUCCUGGGAUUUGGAGAAGAUGAAUUAGGCGAAGUUUACAUUCUAUCCAGUAGUAAAAGUAUGACCCAGACUCAUAAUGGAAAACUCUACAAAAUUGUAGACCCCAAAAGACCUCUGGUGCCUGAGGAGUGCAGGGCCACGGUGCAGCCAGCCCAGAUGCUGACCUCGGAGUGUGCCGGGCUCUGUCGGAAUGGCUACUGUACCCCGUCGGGAAAGUGCUGCUGCAGCCCAGGCUGGGAAGGGGACUUCUGCAGAAUCGCAAAAUGUGAGCCAGCGUGCCGGCACGGAGGAGUCUGUGUUAGACCGAACAAGUGCCUCUGUAAAAAAGGAUAUCUUGGUCCUCAAUGUGAACAAGUGGACAGAAACAUCCGCAGAGUGACCAGGGCAGGUAUUCUUGAUCAGAUCAUUGACAUGACAUCUUAUUUGCUGGAUCUAACAAGUUACAUUGUAUAGUUUCUGGGACUGUUUGAAUAUUCCUUUCCAGUGGGCAUUUAUUUUUUAUCCUGUCAUUAAAAAGAAAGACUGUUAUCCUGCUA